AUGGAGGAGCUUGGUCGAGGGGCUUUUGGCAGGGUUCAUAAGGGUGUGGUGAAGGAAAUACCAAAACCAAAUGUAGAUUACAAGAACAGACAACAAACAUUGGACAAAAACGAAGGACGAAUUAUCGCUGUUAAAGUUCUUCUUGGUGAGUUAUUUAUAAUGAGCCAUGAGGCUUUACUUAAAAGACCUAAUACAGUGGCGGAUCCAGUGAAGGACCCGAGGGCCUGCCCCUCUUAUUUUUAGACCAAACCCCUAAUCUCAGGGUCAGGAUGACCGGCCCCAUCCUCCCCCCUCCCUGAAGGUCUGGGUCCGCCACCGUAAAAAAACAUGUUUUACGCGUACCUUGUUACGUAAAUGUUGAAAUUGUAGUAUAUACUUUGUUAACUCGAUUGUGUCAAUGGGGCUCACUGCGCUAUAUAAUGCUAACAAAAAUAGCUUAGCUUACAGAACUUUAUGGCAGAAAAGGCGGAAAUACGUUGACCCGGACGAUCAAACUCAACCUACUCUAGUAUAGUAUUCGUUAACGGUUUAUGAUUAGCAGGAGUAAUUUCCAUUUCCUAUCCAGAGUAGCUUAAUGUCAAAGUUUGUCAAAGGCCUUUUUAAAGACUUUUUCUCAGGCAAAAAAUGAUAUUCCCUUUACGUAAGAAAACCAAGGGAGCUCUACCUCUUCCUCUAAGAUGGGUGAUCUUUUCUACCUGAGUAUUCGUGUCUUUUUAGAAAAUGCUGGAGAGGAGGAAAAACGACAGUUUCUUCAGGAAAUUGACCUUAUGAAGGACGUUGCCUCGCAUCCAAACAUUCUAAGCAUAUUCGGCUUUUGGGUUCGGUCAGAGCCCAUCAUGUUGAUCAUGGAGUAUGUUCCUCACGGAGAUCUUCUGCAAUGGCUUAGAAACAAACGACAGCAGGUAAAGCUGGUUUAUAUUCAUCGAUUUUAGCCAUUUUCACUUUUUAGAAUAUCAACUUUUGGAAUCCAUUUUGCCGCCAUGUGCAGUCUCGGUUUCAUUCUUCGCGGGCUGACGGGUCAGCUUAUUUGCAUAAGUUUGCACGCCGAGAUAUAUAUCGAAACUGCAUUCGCACGAGAUCCCCACACAUCGAUUUUGAUUUGUAAACUGCGGAAACAUACCUUGCAUUAGCAGAUAUGUAUUGUAGUAUAGUGUAGUUAACCGUGUGGAGAAGAUAACCCUUUGAAUCUUGCAAAUUGCUUUGCUAAUUCCCACUAGAAUAUUUGUAAGGCUAACUCCGUAUGAACUAUACUUGCAGUUUACAAAGAAGAAAAAUGAUCAUACUGAUGUCCUUGAAAUACUUGAGCCGCCUGCUCCUGUGAGACCAAGAUUGAACCCUGCAAAGGAAGAAGGGCCGGAGGAAGACAUGGAUGGGUGGAAAAUAAAAGAAGGAGAGGAGGAAAAUGAAAAACCAGUGGCAAAUGACUCCAAGCAAAUGCUAGAACGACCAAACCCUCAGAAAUCACAGAAAACAACAUUUGAUGACAAUGUUGAAAGCCAAAUUGAAAUACCACCUCAGUUUUCGAUUUUGGAAGAAGAUUCAACAUCACUGGGUCAGAGCUUGAGAAAUCAACUAGAAGUUGCUACGAACAUUGCUAUGGCAGGGGGCGAAAGACCCACUUAUCAGCUCACAACCUUUGAGGAACCGAAGAAAAGCGAUGAAAUUAGCUUUAUCAUAGAGAAAGAGGAUAGAAACAAAGAUGCUAAUGGAAAGCAUGAAGAAAUAGAAAGUUUGGAAAAUGCCAAAAACGUGUCACAAGGGGAUCCUGUGAACUUAUUAUCUUCAGAAACCAAACCUGGUAAAAGAGAACACGAAAAGAGGAUACCGUCAGUACCACAGACCUUUGAAGACGACCAGCUUCCUCAAUCCUUUAAGAGCACAGAAGUGAGGAUCUGUGUAGAGCAGGACGAAGACACUUGUGACAACGACCAUAAAGAUUAUUUUAUUUCUGCAGAUGAUAUUAUGUGUUUUGCGUGGCAGAUUGCUAAGGGAAUGGUGAGUUGAAUCUUUUCUAUAACAAAAUAUCAUUCAAGCAAACCCAAAUAACGAGGUCUAAAAUAAUUCGUUGCCAAAAGAUGGAUUAAAAACUGCUCAUGCAAAAAUGGCUGAACCUCGUUUCUUUUUGUCAUAUUUAGUAACCAUGGUUACUUCCUAGCCAAAAUCUGUCUAAGAAGUCAAUGACCAGCUUCAGUAGAAAAAAAGGUUCACGGAAGGGGCUACCAAGUAGAUAGAGAACAGUAAAUUUUAUCGUAAUUCUGUUAGGAAUACUUGGCCAGUAAAGGAUUUGUUCAUCGCGAUCUGGCAGCCCGUAACAUCCUUCUUGGUGAAAACAGAGCGGUGAAGAUUUCUGAUUUUGGAUUGCUACGCCGCACGGGUGAAAGUGAGAUAUAUGAGGUGGCAACCGUUAAGAAACUGCCCAUAAAAUGGACGGCACCUGAAGCAUUGCAAACUGGAACUUUUACUUCCAAGAGCGACGUGUAAGUUUCAUGAUAACUGUGCGAUAUUUCUUAGGCCUAGAUUUACCUCCUACGCAAGGUGGCGUUAAGCACAAGCACCAUAAACGUUUAAGCGUCAUCGCAGAAACCUACUAUACUGAGGCAACUUCCUUUAAUUCCUCUAAGUCCUUAAAGGGGCUCUGUAACACAAGUUGCCAGCCUCUUCAGCUAAAACCUGUCUUCGCAUCGAUUGAAUUCAGUUUUGUCAUUUAAGACUAUAUUUAGGGACUGAAACUGUUUCCUGUCGUCUGUUGCUAAGGAUAGUAAGGAUGGACACGGAUAUUGCCCAACUUUUUCAAUUUCUAAUGCUAUGCAUACAAUAAUCACCAAAACAUUGUUAUGAUUAUUGUUCCGUGAUAAAAUUUAUUUAAGAUCUUCUUCAUAACUCUACAGGAGCAUUUUGUGUAUGAUUGGGCAAAGGCAGUAAGUAAAGACUUCAGCACAGAAUUGACCUAAAACGGUAAUACCCUCGUGACAAAGCCCCUUUAACCAAAGACACUUUUCAGCAAGACCAGGUCACUCUUAGGAAAUUUUUGUUGCACAUUCCAGGAGCUUUUUAAAAGACUCCGAGUCACUGUCUCGCAAAACAACUGGUGAUUAAUAAAAUCACACCCAGUGGUCAGCAUGUUACUUUGUCGAGAACCGUCAUUUUUGUUGCUGCAGAUACCCUUCUGAAAUCUUAGCAUGGGCGAAAACUGUUGACCUUUCUGCAUAUAGAAAAAAAUUCUAAAAUUAUUGACGUUAGGAUUCGAAACAAUAGAGAGGAAUAAAAUGAAUCUGAAAUUAAAUGAGUUUCUCUCUUCCUCCCAUCCGAACAUUUUGCAUUAUAAGCUCAGUGUUUUACCAUUUCAACGAUUAUUUGUUUUGAUCAUUCCUUGUUCCUUAGAUGGUCCUUCGGAGUUCUUUUGUGGGAAAUGGCUACCAUGGGUAAGAUAUAUUAAAUGGUUUUACUGAUAUUGGAAUCAGAAUGAUUUCUCCUUUUAAUUGGUUUUUAUUAUUAUUAUUAUUAUUGAAGAAAUUUCAAAAAUCGCAUCACGCCACACAAUAACUGACAGUUCUUGACGCAUUUCAAGUUGGCUUAAAAUUUCUUUGACCCUUCCUCUUUGAUCAUUAAAUUUGACAUUUUAGGGGGAACGCCUUAUCCCGGAAUUAGCCAUGCCCAGCUGCACAAUGCCCUUAAGACGGGAUAUCGCAUGGAACAACCAAACACUUGCAGUGAUGAAAUGUAAGCAAGCUUAUUGCAGUUAAUAUUUGUACUAAACAAAAAACACAACAUGACGAUAUAUACAUAAUAAACCUUCAAACGUUCAUAAAGCCACUUUCCCGACCACUUCUUUUUAGUUCAUCAGGGAAAAGUCAGAUGAAGUGUAUAAUACUAUUCGACUACCUUCAUCUUCAUGGGUAGCCUGUGAAACUGAUGGGGCCCUGGCAAGUAAACCUGAGACUUUGCGACUCGGCUGCGAUUAGCUCUCGGUCAGACGAUCGGAGGUAAAAUCAUCCUGCAAUUUUAUUAAUGUUCCUAUGGCGUCGUGAACGUCAAUAGUUACUCGCAAAUGCUCCUCUUUAAAAAGGAUAAUUUCAUCCCUCCUUACUACUCUGGCUUCGCUUAAGUAAAAACCAAAUCUUAAGUAACCCUAUCGCCAAAACAUGACAUAAUAAAUAGCUAAGAAGGUGAUAUACGAUCGUUUGUGUGAGUAAACUCCUCACUAAGAUUGUUGUUGACAGUGACUGACGUGCGGAAGUCGUCAUUAAAGUCAAAGUCGGUGGUGCAUCGCCAGUUGAUGAUAUUUAAGUUUCGUUAUCGUCACGAUUGAUUAACUCAAACAUGGCAUAAAACAGAGUAUUUGAUCUCAACAGAUACAAAUUAAUGCUGGACUGCUGGAAUGAUGACCCGAAUGAACGACCCUCAUUCUCCGAAAUGAUACCAACCCUGGAACAGAUGAUGACAGCUGAUACUCCUUACUAUGACUUUACACUGUUAGAUGAAAGUCAGGAAUGUUACAAUGAUCAAUGCCCCAGCACCAGCAAAACUGAUGGAUACGACACUCGAUUGUGA
Molecule: messenger RNA, 4551 nt
Organism: Porites lobata
Lineage: Eukaryota; Metazoa; Cnidaria; Anthozoa; Scleractinia; Poritidae
Source: the annotation of a GenBank genome assembly